Molecule: messenger RNA, 1074 nt
Organism: Eucalyptus grandis
Lineage: Eukaryota; Viridiplantae; Streptophyta; Magnoliopsida; Myrtales; Myrtaceae
Product: TMV resistance protein N-like
Exons: 2
Coding region: 1-1074 (357 amino acids)
Biological process (GO): defense response; signal transduction
Molecular function (GO): ADP binding
Source: RefSeq, a predicted model, not a curated record
AUGUCUGCCUCUGUCGAUGACGGUGAUUCGUCCUCGGGGGCUGAAUUCGAGGUGUUCUUGAGUUUCAGAGGCCCCGACACCCGCCUCACCUUCACCGAUUCCCUCUAUCACACCCUAGUUAAAGCUGGGAUUCGUGUUUUCAGAGACAACGAAGAGAUCCGACAGGGCGAAAAGAUUGGAGACAAGCUUUUGCAUGCCAUCAAAUCCUCCAAAAUAUACGUGCCCAUCUUCUCUAAGAACUACGCAUCCAGCAGGUGGUGUCUUCGUGAGCUCACCCAAAUGGUGGAUUGCUGGAGCAAAGCGAAAGAUAAAAUGAUCCUACCUAUUUUCUUUGAUGUGGAUCCCGAGGAUGUGAAGCUCGAAACUAAAUUGUACCUCGAUGCUCUGGGGGAGCACGAGGAGAAGUUCGACCACGAGGUUCCGCAGUGGAAGAAGGCUCUGACCGAGGUCGCAAAAAUGAGAGGAUCGGACUUGAAGAACAAAGGCUAUGGUGAAAUCAUCAACGAUACCAUGGACGAGAUUAUGACCAAGCUAAUGAAAAGAAGGAUAAUUCUACCCGAAUAUUUAGUCGGGAUUCAUGAUCGAGUGGAAGCUAUAAUGGACUUGUUAAACAAAGGUUCUCGUGAUACCCGUUACCUAGUCAUCCAUGGAAUGGGCGGUAUCGGUAAGACAACUCUCGUAAGUGCCAUCUUUAAUCGAAUCUCCAAUCAAUUUGAAGGCUAUAGCUUCCUCUCGGAUGUUCGCGAAUCUGCACAGCGUGGUAGAAUUAUUGACUUGCAAAAGCAGUUGUUGUCAGAAAUUCUCCAAGGCCGAUCUCCAGAGAUCCACAAUUCCAUUGAUGUAGGGAUUAACAUAAUUAGAGAAAGGUUUCGUCAUAAGAAAGUCCUGCUUGUUAUUGAUGACGUGGAUAAAUGGGAUCAACUCUCUAAACUAGCGGGAAAGAGCGAUUGGUUCGGUCCAGGGAGCAAAAUCAUCAUUACAACGAGGACAUCAACUUUUUGCCAAUCAAAGAGGAGGAGGAGGAAGAGGGUAGUUUCCAAGCACAUUCUAAAGAAUUUGAAAUCUAUGACAUGA